GCUUGACCGCUUGAGGCGCGGCCACCUCGCCUUGCCUUCUCCCCCCCCCCCCCCUCCACUCCCACCGCCAGCUCCGGCGGCCUACCCCGUCCGGAUACUAGCCCUCAUGGUACUUUGACAAAGCCCACCAGUGCUACCGUCCGGCGGUGUGUACAUAACGGAAGCACGGAGCGGAUCGAGAAUGGAAGCCGAGGACUACGCGGCCGGGUGCUGCUUCUCCCUCAUGUGCCAAGAGGACGGCGCCGACCUCGGCGACGGCCUCGCCGACGACGACGCCGGCAAGCUGCUGUUGAUGUACAGUGCCGGCGACGACAACGACGUCGAGGAGGAAGACGAGGAGGGGUACUUGGACCACCUGGUGUCCAAGGAGAGCAGCUUCUGCUCCGCCGAUCCGUCCCCUUCCAUGGCGUCCGAGGACUGGUUCCAGUGCGCGCGGCGCGACACCGUCCGGUGGAUCCUUGAGACGCGCGGGCACUUCGGGUUCUCCCACCGCACGGCGUACGUGGCGAUUGCCUACUUUGACCGCUUCUCCCUCCGGCGAUGCGUCGACAGGUCGGUGAUGCCGUGGGCGGCGCGGCUGCUGGCCAUCGCGUGCGUGUCGCUGGCGGCGAAGAUGGAUGAGUGCCAGGCGCCGGCGCUGUCGGAGUUCCGCGCCGACGACGACUACGAUUUCAGCUGCGACUCCAUCGGCCGCAUGGAGAUGCUCGUGCUCUCCACGCUCGACUGGCGGAUGGGCGCGGUCACGCCCUUCGACUACCUCCCCUGCCUCUCCUCUAGGGUCCGGCGAUUCAACGGCGCCGGCCGCGGCGGUGGCGGCGGCCUCAUCGCCGUCAAGGCCGCCGCCCUCAUCUUCUCCGCCGCCGAAGCGGCGAGCGUGCUCGACUACCGGCCGUCCACCGUGGCCGCCGUCGCUAUCUUGGCGGCCACCCACGGCGCGCUCACGAGGGAGCCACUGGAAUCAAAGAUCAGCAGCCUCUCCCCGACCUGCCUCCUCGAGAAGGAGGAUGUAUAUGCCUGCUACACCAUGAUGCUGCGCGAUCCGUCGUCGCCGAGCAAGACGGCCAAGAGAUCGGCGUCCGACCGGGGCGACGCCGACAGUACAUACGCACGCCUGGACGCCGCCUCCUUCUCCGUCGCGGCGGCGAUGAACAACAACAAGAGGGUGAGGCUGGAGCUGCCGGCCGUCCACCGGUGAUCCAAGCCCGCCGCCACAGCACGCUUGUUUUCCCCUAGGUGUCCAGCCGCGCGGCCGGAGCUUCGUCCAUUAGUUGGUCGUCGCAGCAGUUGCAACUCCGGCCAUUUUCACCCUCGGUUUCUUUCCCAUUUCUCUAGAUUUUUUAGUUCUUUGAUCGGCGCACUGUCAAACAACCGGUUAUUGGCAGUGCGGCCGGAUUGGAUUGGUUUGAUUCCCGCGUGCCAUCGAGUGGAGACAAGAAGAAGAAAAAGAACAAAAAAAUAAUCAAGAAGGUGGCGAGCUUGAUGAGGCCUCUGAGCUUUCCUACGGAGAGGAGAGCAUAAAGCGGCGCAGGAUCGGAGGGAAAGCUUGGCUGGCUGGCUGCAAAGUUGCACGUCGGAUUCCACUUCCCGGCAGGCGGCAGCGGCAGCGGCGGCGGCAGCUGGCUGGUGUAGUGUAGGCGUAGAGAAUAAAUAUCUCUGAAUUCAUAUGGAGGAUGUAGAAUGGUGGUGGUAGUGGUGGUGGUGGCCGGUGCUGUUGUUGUUGCAAGUUGCAAAGCAAGUACCAUGGUCCAUUGCCCUUGAAAAUUCUGAUUUGGUUCAAAGGCGGGCUAGGCCUUUUGCUUCCUUCCCCACCCCUGCUCAAAGUGGACGCGCACACAUGUACCAGUGGUGGUGGUGGUGGUGGUGGCUACUCGCAGAGCAGCGCUGCACUUCACUGCACUUGCAUGUGGUUUUUAGCGGUUCAUUCUGCCACGUACUGCUUACUGAACUGGCUUUUGUAAUCCCUGUUCGUUGGAAAGAUGGCCUGUACGAGAAUAAUCCACACAUGCAAUUCUUCUC
Molecule: messenger RNA, 2016 nt
Organism: Aegilops tauschii subsp. strangulata
Lineage: Eukaryota; Viridiplantae; Streptophyta; Magnoliopsida; Poales; Poaceae
Product: cyclin-D5-2
Source: RefSeq, a predicted model, not a curated record